Messenger RNA from Sebastes umbrosus (honeycomb rockfish), 11036 nucleotides. Its product is annotated as msx2-interacting protein. Gene Ontology annotation, cellular component: nucleus. The transcript is spliced from 15 exons. NCBI's taxonomy places the organism in Eukaryota, Metazoa, Chordata, Actinopteri, Perciformes, Sebastidae. Gene Ontology annotation, biological process: regulation of transcription by RNA polymerase II. Gene Ontology annotation, molecular function: mRNA binding. The record is from RefSeq and is a predicted model, not a curated record. Bases 285 to 10136 code for a protein of 3283 amino acids.
GGCUCUUUGAACCGGCUCGUUCGCGACCAACACAUCACUACCAGGAGCGAGUCUCUCCGCGCGUUCCCGUGCGCGGACCGAGGACGCAGCAGCAGCAGCUAAAGCUAAACGAAGCAGCAGCAGAAGAGCUAGCAGCUAGCAGCAGGCCCAGAUUACUAUUCACGGAGUCCUCCGUCGUUCAUUUUGUUCAGGCGGAGACCUCCUGACCGACCGGACCAGCAGGGAUUAGACAACGUGCACCAUCAUAUAUAUGAGUGUGGAGGGGGGAGGAAGAAUAGCGCAAGAUGGUUCGGGAAACCAGACACCUUUGGGUGGGAAACUUACCCGAACACGUCCGCGAGGAGAAGAUAGUGGAGCAUUUCAAACGGUAUGGACGUGUGGAAAGUGUUAAAGUUCUGCGGAAGCGAGGGUCAGAGGGUGGCGUUGCAGCCUUUGUGGAUUUUGUGGAUAUCAAAAGUGCGCAGAAGGCUCACAAUGCUGUCAACAAGAUGGGAGACAGGGACCUUCGGACUGACUACAAUGAACCUGGGUCAGUCCCUAGUGCUGUCCGGGGCCUUGAAGAAAGCUCCCCCUCGAGCAGUCGAGACGUUACAGGAUUCUCUAGGGGAACAGUUGGUCCAGUGUUUGGCCCACCUGUGUCCCUUCACACCAGAGAGGGACGUUAUGAACGGAGAAUAGAUGGUACCUCAGAAAGCCGUGAACGUGCAUAUGAUCACAGCCCAUAUGGACACCAUGAGCGCAGUGGCACUUUCGACAGACCGCGUCACUACAACGCUGAGUAUUACCGAGAUCGUUCCUUGUUUGCUGCUGCCGGCCCAGGGAGCAGUGCUAUCGCGGGGAGCUUUGAGGCAUCAGACCCACAUUUUGACUCUAGAAUUCGAGACCCCUUUACCCUUACUACUAAUUCUUCACGACGUGACCUAUACAGAGAUGACAGAGGACGACGGGUUGACAGAACCUACCAUCACCGUCGGAGCCGAUCAUCUCAUUCCUCACAGUCAAGGCAUCCUUCCCCACAACGGACCACGGGACAAACCCCCAAAACUCCUCAUUCCCCCAAAAGAGCUCCUUUGUCCCCUGGGAGAGGUCCCCGAUCUCGAUCUCGCAGCAGAUCUUCCAGCUCUGAUUCUGUCAGCAGCACCAGCAGCACGGGCAGCGGCAGCGAUUCAAACAGCAGCUCAAGUGAUGGAUCUCGGGCGCGCUCCGUUCAGUCGUCAGCCACACACGCGCCUACUCAGUCUUCUAUGGGGCUCGACUCAGAUGAGCCACGCAGAAGCUUUGGAAUUAAAGUGCAAAACCUACCAGUGCGCUCCACAGACACAAGUUUAAAAGAUGGACUUUUCCAUGAAUUCAAGAAACAUGGGAAGGUGACCUCAGUGCAGAUCCACGGAGCAUCAGAAGACCGCUAUGGUUUGGUGUUCUUCAGACAGCAAGAGGAUCAAGAGAAAGCCCUUACUGUCUCCAAAGGAAAGCUGUUCUUUGGCAUGCUUAUUGAAGUCACGGCCUGGAAUGGUCCUGAAACGGAGAGUGAAAAUGAGUUCAGGCCCUUGGACGGGCGGAUAGAUGAGUUCCAUCCAAAGGCCACAAGGACACUGUUUAUAGGCAACCUUGAGAAAACCACCAGUUAUCAACAACUCCUGGACAUUUUUCAACGCUUUGGAGAAAUUGUGGACAUUGACAUCAAGAAAGUAAAUGGAGUUCCACAGUAUGCCUUUGUGCAAUAUUCUGAUAUUGCCAGUGUCUGCAAGGCCAUUAAGAAGAUGGAUGGAGAGUACCUGGGGAGCAACAGACUAAAGCUUGGGUUUGGGAAGAGUAUGCCCACAACGUGUGUUUGGCUUGACGGGUUGGCAACCAGUGUUACAGAGCAAUACCUCACACGGCAUUUCUGCCGCUAUGGACAUGUAGUUAAGGUUGUCUUUGAUAGAUUGAAAGGGAUGGCCCUCAUCUUGUACAACAACACAGAUUUUGCUCAGGCAGCUGUAAGGGAGACCAAAGGUUGGAAGAUUGGUGGCAAUAAAAUAAAGGUGGAUUUUGCAAGUCAAGAGAGUCAGAUGGCAUUCUACCGAUCUAUGCAGACAUCUGGUCAAGACAUUAGAGACUUCUAUGAAAUUCCUACUGAACGACGAGAGGAACGCAGACCUCCAUACCAUGAAUUUACAGCAGAAAGGGCUUACUAUGAGAAUAUACGAACCCCUGGCAUCUAUCCAGAGGAAGCUCGAAGAGACUAUGCUGCUCGAAGCAGAGAGCGUUUUCCUGAACUGGAACACUAUCAGGGGGAACACUUUGACCCACGUUAUGAAGAUCCAAGAGACUACAGGGACUACAGAGACCCCUUUGAGCAAGACAUCCGAAAAUACACAUAUAUUCAAAGAGAGCGAGAAAGAGAGCGAGAACGUUUUGAGGCUGACCGCAGCAGGUGGAGCCCUUCCCAUCCAAGACGACCUGUUACUCCUACAGUAUCGCCUUCACCAUCUGAGCGUGCUCCCAGAGAUUCAGAACGGCGUGUUUACAGCCAGUCCUCUGAGCGAAGUGGUAGUGUGAGCUCAAUGUCACCACCACACUUUGACAAAUCUGAAAAGACCCUGCUGGAAGUUGCCUCAAAGAGUGACAAGAGUGACAAAAGCAGCCAACCAGAUCGUGUGGCAGGUGCUGAGAAAACCAAACGUGCAAAACGAAAAGAGAAAGGCGAUAAAGACAAAGCUGAGAAGAUUAAAUCAAGGAAAGCAAAGGGGCAAUCCCCAUCCAACCCACUACCUGAAACAGAGCUUGAGACUGGUUUUGAUGGAGGGUCUGGAAGAGGAAAGGGAUCAGACCAGGACGCUCAUGAUAGGCAAAAAUGUAAGGGGGAUGGUGAAUCUCUUACUGGAAGUCAGUUGGCAACUGCUCAUCAUGACUCUGUAAAAAGUGAAAGGUCUGAAAUGAGUAAAGGUGAGAAUUCAGACUUGGAUGGAAAGAAUCGACUCAAGAAACAUCUAAAGCCUGAUAUUGGAAAUGAUGGGAAAGAUUCAUCAGCAGACUCAGAUCGCCGUGCUGCAAGAAAAAGGCGCUUUGCUGAUUCAGGUGGCAGGACUAUUCGUCAGAAAAGAAGCAGGCAUGAGGAGGAGGACGCUAUUCCAUCCUCUGACUUUGGCGCUAGUGCCACAUAUUUGAAGGAGUCGGAUCCAGACAAAAACAAAGAUUCACAGCGGAGAGAUUCAAGACUCAAAACUGAUAAAAGUGGCACUCAGAAGGAUGGUCAAGAGGACCUUAGAGGACAAAGGGAGAAGUCAGAGGGAUCUUUGGACCCACUAGAGUCAAAACGACAUCCAGGGCACACUUCAUCCAGGAGGUUUUCACAUGAGGGGAUUACAGACCAAAGCAGUAUACGAGAACAAGAACACCAUGCUGUUUUCAAAUUUGGUGCUCAGAAUGCCGACACUGACAAAAGUGUAAAGAACAAGGAAGACCAUGUUGACAUUGACCUCUCUCAGAGUUACCGCAAGCAAAUGGAGCAAAAUAGACGGUUGCACCAGCAGCAACAACAGCGCGAGUCUGACAAAUCUGACAAACCAGGAAGUCCUCAAGGAAGUGAAACAGAGGACUUGGAACAUCGCAGUCUUGUGCAUGAAGUUGGUAAACCUCCUGAGGAUGUCACAGAUAAUUUCCCGUCACACAAGCUAAAGAAACUAGACCAAUUUGAAACUGAUCCGGGAAUUAAGAGGGAGCGUGUCUACAGGAGCUUUAGACAAAAAAGUGAAGAUCCUGACUGGAACAACAUCUCCUCUCCAGGACAUCAGCACUACCCUCACCAUGCAGAUGAGGACUUUGUGGACCCUUCUCAGAAGGAGUUGAGUAGAAAUGAGGAAAAGAUUCACCCAGAUCUGGAGUUAUUAGUCAAAAGGACACAUAACACACAGGUAAACAAGCCAAACACGCCUUUACUUACUGUGGAAGAAGAGCGACAAAAGAGAUGGGAGAGCAGAGUAAAACAAGACUUGUUACCUGACCUGAACUUUCCUAGGACUCUAAGUAAAAACAUUCACAAUCGCAAGCGUUUGGAAUAUGGUGUUUGGCAUGACUUGGAGCCUGGGGAAGUACGAUCCGACUCUGAGGAGGACAGAGAGACCAAACCACACUCUCCCAUGCCCUCCACAUCUAUGCCUUUUUCCGAGAGGCCAAGGGUUGACAGGUUUUCAGACCCCAAACUAGCACAGCUUGAAAGGAACAAAUUCUACUCCUUUGCACUUGAUCAAACCAUCACGCCUGACACAAAGGCUCUGCUUGAACGUGCAAAAUCUCUCUCAUCUUCAAGAGAAGAUAACUGGUCAUUUUUGGAUUAUGAUUCUCACUUUGCAGGUUUACGCAACAGAAAGGAGUCUGAGAAGGUAGAAUCAGCACCACGACCUACGCCCUCCUGGUACAUGAAAAAGAAAAAGAUUCGAAGUGGAUCUGAAGAUAAACUUGAUGACAGGAAGGAGGAGCCUAAGCUGGAGGAACCGGAACGCAGUGAGCUAUUUGCCUCCCGCUUCCUUCACAGCCCUGUCUUUGAGCUGGACUCUAGGCGACUACAACACUUACGCAAACAUGAAGAACCUGAGCAUACACAAAACCAACAACCUGGUCAGCAAGGGUCAGUAGAUGGUGAACUUGACACGGGGCCAGUUGUCCUUUUCCACAGUCGUUUUUUGGAACUCACACGACUGCAACAACAGAAGAAUAAAGCCCCUCAGCUGCAAGAGGCAAAAGUUGACGCAGUGCUCACGGAUGAGAAUAAAGUGGAAAAAGCACCUGUUCAAGAGCAACAAGCUUUGCCGUCACCUGAAACAACAGAAUCUAUCAUGGAGCCAGAAAUUAAACCCAUCAGUCCUGCUGAAGAGCUGAUUUCUGAACCCCGACUCAUAUCUACUUCUAUCGCCCAUCUAUCUGUGGUCAAGGACUUCCCUCCACCAGAAGAGAAAUGUGUUGCGAUAAAUCUAGCCCCUGAUCCAUAUACCCCUCUGUCUGUCAUAAAGGAAGAAGUAAAAGAAGAGUUAAAAGAAAAUGAACCUGUUGUACCCAUGCACCACCCAUUAACUGAGGUGUCAUCUGAUUCUGAACCUGCAACAAUAGCAGCACCCGAACCCAGUUAUUCAGUGGAUGGAUGUAAACCUUCUCCACCUGAAGUGAAAUUGGAAAUUAUUACUGAGGAUGUAAAACCCCUCUCUACAGAAAUACCAUGCCGUCGUGAUUCUCGUGAUGAGUUUGUUAGCAUUUCAGAAGCAGAGCUGGAACCUGAGACAACACAACCAGAAGUGCCUGAGGCCCCUAGUCCUGUACCACCUAGUCUUCUAGAGGAAGAAAAAGAGACCCAUUCUGUUUGGAAAGCAGUAGCAGAGCCUGAGGGAGAGAAGAAACCUCAAAUUAGUAAAGUACAGAUGCCCAUUGAUAAUGACAUAAAUGAGGAGCCAGUCUCUCCUCAGAAAGAGCAUAAAAUAAAAAAUAAGAAGUGCAAACAAUCCCCUGCUCAAGUUGCUCCAGUUCCCGUCACAUCUACCUCUGGUUCUGAGAAACAAGCAACACGCAAGAGUGAGCGCAUUGACAAAGAGAAGCUGAAACGUGGAUCAUCCCCAAGAGCUGAAUCAAAGUCCACAGGCAAAUCUCCUAUUCACGGAUCAGAAACUGAUAUGUCAGAGCCGGGCAUAUCGGCAGGAAGAGCAAGACGAAGAAAUGUUAAAUCUGUGUAUGCCACUCCAGUUGAAGAUGAUGCGCCAGUUCGUUCUGGAAAGGAAAUUACAGAGUCACCGCGCUCUGCACGAAAGCGAGGUACAGACAAAGAUGCAACACAACAACAAAAUAUCGAACAAGAUCCACCUGCUCCAACCCCUGCAAAUAAACGGGGCCGUCCUCCCAAGAAUCGCAGACAAGGCGACGAGAGUUCAACAGUUAAAGUAGAAAAAUCAAAAAUGGACAACAAAGACACAGAUUCAAAUGAAUCAGAAGGAGGGGAACGAAUUCCAAGAGUGGCAAAAGGUAAAACCUCCCCUCAUGGCACAAAGGGUUCAUUAAAUCCAAUGUUCACAGUCCUAGGAUCUGGAUCAACAAGGAAGGGGGAAAAGACUGAGGUGGCUGAGGAUGAUGAUCAGGAAAUGGAUUUCACAGAUGAAGAUCCUCUGGCUUUGCAAGAGUCAUCAAGUUCAUGUAAAGAAGAUCCAUCAAUAAAAGCUGACCAAAAAAAAGAGGAGAAAGACAAACAAGGAAGAGAAUUGGGCAGAGAUAAAGAUGUUUUCCAUGAAAAGGCUUGUGAAGAAAAAUCAAAUGGAAAAGAUGCAGAUUCCCCAGUCUUAGAAGACAAACCCACCUUGGAAAAAGACAGGAGUGUUAGAGGAAAAACCAAGCUGACAAGGACUCCCAAGUCUCCUGUUCUCAAGAACCUCAAAAUCAGACUAAAUGUGACAGAGGUGAAAGAUCUUCUUCAGUUAGGAGAUGAUGAACUUGGGAAUCAAGAGGAUUCUUCAAAAAAGUUAAGACCUGGCGACCACAGUGAUCAUGUUUCAAAGUGUCCUGAUGCCAACAAAGAAGGCUCCAACAAUGAAGAAAAGGAAAAUGACACUUUGGAAAAAAAGGAGCUCCUGGAAUCACCAAAAAGCUUAAUUUCACAGGCGCUGGAAUUGGAGCAGGCUGUGGAGAACAUUGCUAAACUUACAGAUCCAACUUUUCCAACAGAACCACCGACGCCGCCUGUCCCGCAAACAGAAGUAAAAAGUGACCCAGAAGAAGAAAAAUCUUCUAAUCCUGCUAGUGAGACAGAACUCAUGGCUGCUAUUGACUCGAUAACUGCAGAAGAUGGAACUGUAACCUUAACCCAAGCACCUCCACCGAGUGCUGAUGUAGGUCCAGAACCUGAGAUACAAGACUUGAUUCCGCCUGCCAAGGAAGAUGAACCUGAAACAAAUACACCUGCUAUACAGGAAGAACCUGUGUUCCCUACCACACCCAAAAAGGGCACCAAGGGAAGACCUAAAACACCAAAACGUUCUAAAGGCCAAAAGCAAGUAAGAAAAGAUUUAAAAGAAGGACCCUCAAUAAGUGAGGAAUUGACAACUCCUUUAGCAGAUAGCCCACCUUCCGGUGUAAAGACUGUUCCUGCAACAACUCCAUCAGCAGCAACUCCAUCAGCAACAACUCCAUCAGCAGCAACUCCAUCAGCAGCAACUCCAUCAGCAGCAACUGCUGCGGUUAUUACUCCUACUACGUGGAAGCCAGAACCUGAGCCUUUAACUGUCAAGGCUACAGAUGUAAACGCAGAGGCAGAGUCAUCUUCUGAGGAACAGAUUCAACAUCUUAAAUCUGUUAACCCCCAGUCUAAGAGUCAAAUAUGCCCGAAGCCUCAACACGUGCCACCUGAGUCCAUCUCCCCUUCCCUUUCUCCACCAACUAACAGGCCAAAUAUCAGACCCAUUCAAACAAGUAGAAUUCCUGUUUCUCCACCAGAUUGGCACCACCAGUCUAAAGAUACAGGAGUCUCCUCUUCACCUCUCAUGCCGUUGGCAUCCAAGGAAAACCAGCCUUUACCCUCAGACUCUGACAACAUGGAUACUGAUCAUGGCACAAGUGACUUGAGACAGAUUCUUAUGAAACACAAAAAUAUUUCAUUGCCAGGAAGUAGUUCUAUUCCGAGUAAUCUACCCACUCUGCGAGAUCAGAACCUCUCUGAAAGUAAUACCCCAUCAGCUGUUGUGCCAAAUAAGUCACCGCUACCCAGUAGUGGAAUGGCAGCUCAUCCAGCUCCAUCUAUCAUUCGACCUCCAGCCUCACUACCAUCUACUGAGACAAAGUCUGUGAUCUCUGUUAUUGCAUCCACUGCAACCUCUGUUAUCAGUCGUGUUUGCAACCCUCCUGAGCCCGAGGACAAAGUAAGCAUGAACAUUGGAAAUUCCUGUGUGGACAUGACUCUACCCAAAACAACCUAUAGGCCCAGCAAAGAUGAUACUGGAUCAUACCAUGGGCCAUCUGGCGAUGGCGGGGGAAGUGCUGCGCGCUUCAUUGUUGAGAGCCCUACUCUUGUUACAGGAGCUUGUCCAGGUCUGAGAGUUCAUACAUCUGAAGGAGUGGUAGUAUUGAGCCACUCGGGCCAGAAAACAGAGGGACCACAGCGGAUUAGUGCAAAAAUAAGUCAGAUCCCACAAGCAUCAGCAGGUGACAUGGAAUCUCAACAGUUGGUAUCCAUGCCCCAGAUAAAACAGGAAAUGUAUGGUCAUUCUCAUUUAGGUCUUCAAAAAGGGCCUUCAUUGCAGACAGAUCAUGGGCAUCCUGGUAAGACGCAGUCAACUUUGUCUUCUAUUAAACAAGAAAGCACUGGUUUGGAAAAGAUGGAAUCUACUUACCAAUCUGGACCUCAAGGUGUAGUGAAGCGUCUCACACAGGGUAACCAGCAAGUCAUGAGUUACCAUCAAGAGUACAUGCCAAUAAAACAUCAAAAGAAAAUGGACAGUGCUGAUCCUCACAGUACAGAUGGAGCUAAACCACCUUGGACCUCCGCUAUAAGUCCUGCAAUAAGCCCCCAUUUGCCCUCACCACCUAGCAACCAUGUAGGUUUUGUUACAGCGGCUGGUGACAGAGCUCCCUCCCAUAUCAGUGGUAUCAAACAGGAACCGCGAUCCCCUCGCAAGUCGGGUCAUCCACACUCUCCAUUUACCAAGGUGUCCUCACCCGUAGGCUCCUCGUCACCCAAGGGCAUACCAGUGAUGUUAUCCACUGGCCUUCCUGCCAUGCAACAGUUUAUUACUGGUGUACAUCACCAAGAGCAGUCGGUUAUCAUGCCAACUCACAGUGUGCCUGGAGGCUUGGGACGGAUGUCUCCCCACCGUGUUACCCAGUCAAUUCCAGUGGGGCAUCUUGUCCAAGGAGACGUUCGGGUCAAUACUCCACCUCUCUCUGUGAUGAGCUAUGGGAUGCAUAGUGAGCCUCUUGCCUCUCCCUGGUCGGGUCAGAUGCAGUCACGGCCCACCUCACCCCAGGCUGUUGGCAGAGACAAGGUUCUCAAGGUGAACCCCGGUUCUUUGAGGGGUCAUGAGGGGGAGCAAGAAGAAACCAGACGCUUCCACCAGACUCCAGGAAGACAAUCUACUGCACAGUUAAAACAGGAGGCUAUGCAGUCAGAUCCUCGCGGGCCUCUGCGGAGUAAUGUCCAGUUAGAAACUUACAUGGCACAAAGAGACAUGCGUGUGCUCUUGCACCAGCAGGGAGAGCGUUUGGCCACAGACCCUCAUUCUGGACACAUUCAAGAGACUCUUCCCUCCUCUUCAGCGCCUCCCAGCCUACCAUUAUCCUUGUCUCCAAGAGCACAUGUUUUGCCAAAAGGUGUGUCUGAGAAGGAUAUAACAAAGCCAUUAGAGGCAAAGAGGCCACACUCUCCUCUUCCUAAAGAUGGUAUGAUGGGGAUCAGACAGUCUGGGCAAGCAAUGGCAUCUCCCCAGAGAGUUCAGCUAAUGCCACCAGGACCCAGUGGCUCAUUCCAAGAGUACUCAGGGAUGUACUCAAACCCAAGAGGCAUCCAUUCUCAAAUACCAGAGGUGUCUCCUGUUGGACUUAACCAGCCAGCACUGAACGUCACACCAACCAUGGGUGCAGACCUCCAGACAAAACCAGAUGGCAAGAUGACGCAGCCUGUUAAUAUGGUGCAGUUGCUCACGAAAUACCCUAUUGUGUGGCAAGGCCUGCUGGCACUGAAGAACGACACAGCUGCAGUCCAGUUGCAUUUCGUCUGCGGCAACAAAGCCUUGGCUCAUCGAUCACUGCCUCUACAAGAAGGAGGCGCAUUGCUUAGGAUUGUCCAGAGAAUGAGACUAGAGGCUUCACAAUUGGAGAGUGUAGCCCGAAGAAUGACGGGGGACACUGACUUCUGUCUUCUCCUCGCUCUGCCAUGUGGACGAGAUCAAGACGAUGUCCUAAACCAAACUCAAGCUCUUAAGGCCGCUUUCAUCCAAUACCUGCAGGCAAAGUUGGCUGCUGGUAUCAUCAAUAUCCCCAACCCAGGUUCCAAUCAGCCUGCCUAUGUGCUACAGAUUUUCCCACCAUGCGAAUUUUCAGAGAGCCACUUAUCCCAGCUCGCCCCCGACCUUCUCAACAGGAUCUCCAGCAUCUCACCACACCUCAUGAUUGUCAUCACCUCUGUGUAACCUCCACUGCUGGGAACCGUACCAUCCAUGGAUGUUCUUGCUGAUGAGCCUCAGGAAACCAGAGGAAUACUGAAUGAGAACUUAUUUUUUUUUCCUGGACACAAUGGGAAUGUGUAGGAUAUACCCUAUCAACGCUUUUUUCAGUCUUUUUCUUUUGUCUGGUAUUUUUGUCCUUCUCAAAAGAACUCAGGGAUGGACCAAACCAGAAUCAGUCUUAUUUGACCAUUUCUCUGCUGUAUUUCUAUUUAUUGGAGUUUUAUUUUAAUGUUCGAAGAUGCUCUGAAGAAAAUAAUCAGGAUGUUUGAUGAACAACAAUGAGUGACUAUCUGGGUGGCCUUUUUUUCUUUCAUCUGUCUUUUAUUAAUUGUCAUAUUCAUUUCUUCACAAGAGUGGAUCAUGGAAGCUGUUGCACCGCAACGGCAAAAAAAGACAUUUCAACAUGUAAUUUUAAAUGAUUAUGUACAGACUUCCUCGCCCAGGCUUUCUUUUAGAGGGCGAAGAAUUAGGUGUAAAACCAUGGAGACCCUGUAGAGGACCAUGUUCGUUUAACAGCUCCUUUAAAUCCACCAGCUCUGCUCAUCUUCUCACAAUACUGAAGCGGUCACACUUCUGGCGCCUGCCUUUGCAUUGAACAAGCUACAUUAUGAUUUGGGAGUUUUUGAAUACAGGACUUGUAAAUAUUUUAAAUAUUUAAACUUUGACAAUGGAACUUGGACAACUGAACAGAGACUUGAACUCUGGGACAAACCAGGACGCAGAGUGUGGAAAUUUAGAUGGAUAUCCUUGAUUUUUGGGUGUAAAUACUUGUAACACAAGAAGGUUGGCAAACUCUCCCGUGGAGUCUGCUGAUGGCACUUCAUAUUUUGUAACUCAAAUAAAACAAACUCCAGAAAACUUGAA